AUGUUCCGGUCCAUAUUCGACCACAACUUCGCCCUGUUUCCGCUACAUCACCACAAUAUUCCGCUCACAAUCCACUACCACAGAAGUCCGAUGCAUUAUGCGAGUCAGAAUACGAUCGUGAAGAAGAAAUGCUGUCUCGAUCAUCUAUUGACACUUACCCGAUAUCCUCACGCUUCAUCAGAUAACCCUCUUACUGUCAGCCUCUCCGACAUGGGUGAUCCCAAUGGUUUUCCCCUCGUAAUAUUUCUUGGGUUGGGGUGCGUCAGGCAUAUAAUGGGUCUCUAUGAUGAAAUGGCGGACUGCUUAGGCCUCCGCCUCAUAACCAUCGACAGGUGGGGUUUAGGCCGCACUGAUACACCGCACCCAAUGCAUGCGGGAGGCAUCUUAGAGUGGGCUCUGGUAGUGGAAGAAGUCCUCGAUCAUUUAAAUAUCGAUCAAUGUAGCGUCAUGGCGCAUUCGGCGGGAGCACCUUACGCUCUAUCAUUUGCAAAUAGGGUCCCAGAUCGAAUUAGAGGCGAUAUAUGUCUGUUAGCGCCUUGGAUAGGAGGUAAUGAAAAUGGGUGUUAUAAGUGGCUGAAGUAUAUCCCAAAUGGGAUAUUGAGGACAGUCCAAGCAGCUGACUGGAAGAUUCAGGCAUGGAUGCUAGGAAAGCCUCCCUCCCUAGCUUACCAAGGAAUAGGAUACACUGUUGCGUCUUCCAAAACGUUCGGCGUGGAACCUAUUUUGUCCGGACAGGCACCCUUGUCUGGGGGGAUUAAUUGCGAUAAUAAUCACUGUGUCUACCCAUCCACUGAAACAGUACGGCGCCCAAGCCUAUGUUCUAGCUCUUUCGGGGAGUAUGACGACUUACACGAUUUCAAUGGUCACUUCGAUAGCCAGGGCUCGCUUGGAACAUGGUCUACGUCACUGCAUAAGAGUGAUUCAGGCAUUGUAACAGAAAGACAUUCAAAAACAAUUCUUAGAAGGCUCAAGUUGAAGGCCGUCUCCACCUCGUUGCCAGCCCAGGCUGAGAAGCCCCCACCAUGGAGCUUCAGAAAAUUGAAGACGCUGCGAUCUGUGGGAUCCCUUAAAGGCAAAUCAUCAACUCCUACCCCCCUUCCGAAAAUUGGAGAUUUACCGUGUCCUGCACAACUUCAGCGUUCUGUAAGCACGAUUAGCAUCAAUAACCUUGGUCUACACACUACUGCCGAGAAAAGCGAUUCUACGAUAUACAAAGCGAGCAAAGUAUUUGAUCCUACCUCGCAAUCCAUUCUACCUCAAAAUCGGCCCUCGAUAACUACAGGUCGCCUUCCGUCAUUUUCUACAUCGUCUACUACUUCAUCGGAUGUUACCACUCGCAGAUCGGACUGUCUGCAGGCUGCACUUGGCAAUGCUCUCCUUGCAGCUUCACAUGCUGAAUCUGCCAAAGGAACGCACAGCGAUCUUUUGCAAAUUUUAAAUCGUGAUCAUAGGCCGUGGGGUUUUUCGUAUUCAUCGUAUCCACACAAAGUUCUCGUGUGGUAUGGAGACAAAGACGACAAAAUCACCGAGGACGCUGUGAGAUGGAUGGAACGAACUAUGAGCGAGGAUAGGUGUCAUGUUAAAGUUGUGAAAGGUGCUCACCAUGCGCUUAUGUACAAUAGCUCAGUGGUAGUGGAUGUCUUAGAACGUAUUAGAGAGUUUUGGUGAUAAGUGUAGCAGUAAAUAGGUGUAAUAUACUGUCACUUCAUUGGUUUAUAUGACGCUGU
Molecule: messenger RNA, 1727 nt
Organism: Serpula lacrymans var. lacrymans S7.9
Lineage: Eukaryota; Fungi; Basidiomycota; Agaricomycetes; Boletales; Serpulaceae
Exons: 4
Coding region: 1-1668 (555 amino acids)
Source: RefSeq, a predicted model, not a curated record